This is a messenger RNA of Frankliniella occidentalis (western flower thrips), 1110 nucleotides long. RefSeq names its product gastrula zinc finger protein XlCGF8.2DB-like. Lineage: Eukaryota; Metazoa; Arthropoda; Insecta; Thysanoptera; Thripidae. Gene Ontology annotation, biological process: regulation of transcription by RNA polymerase II. The record is from RefSeq and is a predicted model, not a curated record. Bases 19 to 1110 code for a protein of 363 amino acids. Gene Ontology annotation, molecular function: RNA polymerase II cis-regulatory region sequence-specific DNA binding; DNA-binding transcription factor activity, RNA polymerase II-specific. The transcript has a single exon.
CAAAUUCUUUAUACCACUAUGGCAUACCGAUGUGACCUGUGCAACAAGGAGUUUCACUCUACGUCCAGUCAUAAGAGGCACAUGAAAACCCACACAGGAGAGAAACCCUUCGACUGUACAAUCUGCAACAAGCAAUUUAGGAUGUCUGCGCAUUUGCGCAAACACCUCCGAACACACACAGGCGAGAAACCCUUUGAGUGUACAAUCUGCAACAAGCAAUUUAAACAGCCUUCGACUUUGCGCACACAUCUCCGAAUAACCCACACUGGAGAGAAGCCUUAUGAGUGUGCAGUCUGCAGCAAGAACUUUUCGAUUUUACAACAUUUGCGCAUUCACCUCCGGGCACACACAGGAGAGAAGCCAUACGAGUGUACAAUCUGCAAUCAAAAAUUUGCACAACAGUCCCUGGUGAACCGGCAUCUGCGGACCCACACAGGAGAGAAACCCUUUGAGUGUACAAUCUGCGAAAAGAAAUUUGCUCGAGCGGACCACUUGGGCUUACAUCUCCUCACCCACACAGGAGAGACGCCUUUUGAGUGUUCAAUCUGCAACAAGAAAUUUACGCAGUCUUCGAAUUUGCGCACACACCUCCGAACACACACAGGAGAGAAGCCCCUCGAAUGUACACUCUGCAACAAGAAAUUUACGCAGUCUUCGGGUUUGCGUGACCACCUCCGAACCCACACGGGGGAGAAGUCCUUCGAGUGUACACUCUGCAACAAAAAAUUUGCACGUGAGAAGACCAUGAACCUGCAUCUCUGGACCCACACGGGAGAGACGCCGUUUGAGUGUACAAUCUGUAACAAGAAAUUUGCACAUGCUGACAAUCUGCGCAAACACCUCCGGACCCACACAGAAGAGAAACCAUUUGAGUGUACAAUAUGCAACAAGAAAUUUGCGCAAGCUAAGAAUCUGCGCAGACACCUCCGUAUCCACACAGGAGAGAAACCCUUCGAGUGUACAAUAUGCAACAAGAAAUUUACCCAACAGAGCAACUUGGGCGCACAUCACCCGACGCACACGGGAGAGGUGCCCUUCAAGUGUACGGUCUGCAACAAGGAAUUUGCACGUGCGGGCAAUAUCCUCGAACACCUCCGGAAACACGUAUGA